This is a messenger RNA of Caenorhabditis elegans, 348 nucleotides long. RefSeq lists its product as uncharacterized. The record is from RefSeq and is marked reviewed. Lineage: Eukaryota; Metazoa; Nematoda; Chromadorea; Rhabditida; Rhabditidae. The transcript is spliced from 2 exons. Bases 1 to 348 code for a protein of 115 amino acids.
AUGCAUUUCGUUGUCUACAUUCUUGUCCUUGUCGCCUGUGCUCCGAUUAUCGGAUUCUCACAGAUGUAUGAUGAUGGUUCUUAUUCUAGUCAUGAAGAUGGUAUAGUGAGCGAUGGAGUGCAGGCGGUGAAAGGGAUUGUGCAAGACGCUGAGAAUACGCUCACAGAUGGUCUUUCAAAAAUAUUACCGCAGGGAUCAAACCAUGAGCAUCAACUUCAGAAUCGUCCACAAUUGUACGAAGGAGGAGUGGGUAAUGGAAUUCUGCAAGAAGGAAUAUUAAGAGAUGGCUUUGUUGAAGGAGGAAUUUUAAAUAAAGGCAAAAACGGAAGAGACUAUAUUGUUGGAUAG